UAGCAAGCGAAGUGAAAGAGGAAACCAGAAUUGUACCGCGUAAAGUCACGAAACGGCGGAAAAGAAAAAACCCAACCCAAGUUCGGAAAGCGUCCACUGAGGUUGCGUUGCCCGUAGGUUCGAGACAUGGACGAAUCAAUGGCUGCCAAGCUGAUCAAAGGGAAGAGGCCGGAACUGAAGACGUGGAUUGGCAGGGACCCCACGUACCUGCUCGACUACUUGGACAGCAGGGAUUUGAUCUCUCGCGACAAAUACCACGGGGCCCGCGACAUGACGGUAAAAGUGGAGCGUGCCAACUUUUUGAUCGACGAGUUCAUUGACAGGGACGAGUGCCUCAAGCUCUGGAGGGCUCUCGAAAGCCUACAGGACCACUACCCCCAGCUGAAGGAGUGGAUCUCAGACUGUGCGUCGACCACACAUCACGCUUGUGACGCCUCCGGCUCCGCUGGACGUCCGCUGGACAGAAAGCCGUCAGCCUCAGAGUCCGACGCGGAUCAAAGGGAAUCUCAAACCUCGAUGCAGCCCGAUGGUCCCGAUGGAGGCAAACGUGGAGCGGCCACCCCCGGUGGACAUCGUCUGAAUAAUCCUCAAGAUGGCGAGGUUCGAGAUAUGGAUGAGGCAAUGGCUGCCAAGCUGAUCAAAGGGAAGAGGCCGCAACUGAAGAAGUGGAUUGGCAGGGACCCCACAUACCUGCUCGACUACUUGGACAGCAAGGAUUUGAUCUCUCGUGACAAAUACCACGGGGCCUGCGACAUCACGGUGAAAGUGGAGCGCGCCAACUUUUUGAUCGACGAGUUCAUUGACAGGGACGAGUGCCUCAAGCUCUGGAGGGCUCUCGAAAGCCUACAGGACAACUACCCCCAGCUGAAGGAGUGGAUCUCAGACUACGGGAAGUCUCGUAAUUAUAAUCAGCCCGACUCGACUGCAUUGGAUCAAGAUGAACAGCAAAUCACGCAGAUUGAUUCCAAACAAAAUACUCAGGUCCCUGUAAUUACUGACGAGGGGCUGCUCCAGAUCCACGAGAUGCUGCGGGUCAACAUCAUCAUCUUGAACUAUCCGCACGUGAUGAGGCUCGCAGGCCUGGCGGAAUUCUUCAUCGUGGAGUCCAAAGAAAACCACGGGCAGAACGUGAACGAGAGAAACUACGCCAUGCUCAGGCAAUGGAGGGAGAGCCUGGGCCGAGAGGCCACCUACGGCAGGCUGGCCGAGGCGCUGGACAAGGCCGGCUUCACGGGAUUGGCAAGGAAAGUCAUGGCGCUGUGACAGCUUCGCUCGGUGGGAGGUGGAGGAGGACGAGUAGGAGUGUUGUAUAUAUGCAUUUUCCAAUUUUUUUUUUAUUAAGAGUGAUUCUGCCAAUUUCUUUUUUUAGUUUAAUCAGGAUGUAGCACAGGGGCACGGAAGGGGGUCUUACCACUCACACCCCGCUGCCUCCUGCCUCGCCACACAAAGGACAGCUGGAGGAAGUCAUAAAUGUAGUUAGGAAAAGGCCUGAACAGCGAGAACCAAGCCAGGGGCAGUUGGGCAUUGCGAACUGGCUGGGGUUUUAAAAUACAACAGUAAAAGUUCGAAACUCAGCUAUAUCUUCAACCUCAGGAUAUAAAAAAUAUAACUCGAGAAUAAGAAGCACGGAUAACUGGCGAUACAGACAGGGAACAGAGGUUAAUAACACCCUCAGAAUACCUUUGGUAACAACUAUGGUAUGCCACAAAUCUUGGUUAAGCAUAAACCAAAUAAUACUUGUGAAAGUAUUAGACCUAGGGUUAUUCAGAAGAGAUACCAUGCGAAAUGGGUCAAUCACACACGACAAGGAUAAUAUGUAUUCCAUAGGAUCAGAGCCUCACCAACAGUCUUUGUCUUCCAGCAGGUAACACAGCAGAUGGUAGAAGUAAAUUAUGUAUGCAGGGGGGUGCCUCCCCUUAAUAUAUCAAAUACCACGCAAGGAUUCUAAACCGCGACAAAAAACAAUACUCUGAUAAUUUAUGCAUUGUCCUUGAAAUUAAUUGGUCCACACCAGAGACAACUUUUCUUAGAGCCUCGUCUCAUAUGGUGUUCGACCAGAUGACGCCAAAAGGCGCACCUUUUGGCGCACCAAUCAGUUUCAAGGACAAUGCAUAAAUUAUCGGAGUAUUGUUUGCAUUUGACUGCAAGUAUUGUGGUUAAUGUAAACAUGAUUCCUUGCAAAAGGUGUCAAUUUUGUUGCCAGAAAAAGGGGAAACCCCCUAUUAGUAUAAAGUGCAAAGAAGACACACACACAUAACGCGCACAUCGGGACUAAUAAGAUUAUUUUAAAAAGUUAUCUUUGUGUUUCAAAAAGGUUUGCCAUUCCAACGUGGUGUGUUAACUAUUAGCUGAACGUCAAAAAAUUGUUCUGCCCCUGCAAACCUCCGGGCUACUAUCAAAGGUUUGUUCAUGAAGCCAUCCAGAUAUAUAAACAUAGACAUAACUUCAACCGAGAAGAUGGAUACAAAUUGAGCAAUCAUUGGAAGUAUGUUAUUAACCAGGUAAAACCUUAACUGUUUAUUGUUUCCAUCAUAUUUGUCAGGUACUAGUCUAUUUUUAAAUCCUUUAUAUUAAGUUCACUUGCUUGCUUGCUUGCGCGCUUACGACCGUGCAAAUCUUUCGGUCGUUUUUUAACCCACUUCCCGUGAUCCAAUCGAGCUGACAUUUUGCACACAGACUCGUUGUGCGUGACAAUUAAUUUUUGUGAAAAUUUUUUUCCAAAAUUUUACACUGUUUAGGGAAUUUUUUUAAAAUAUUUAAUUGCCAAUUGCUUAAUGGUGGCAGGCAUUCAUCUGACCCAUAGGUGGCAGCCAUCUCAAGCCAGAGGACGAGAGGACUCUAGCCGCCACGCAUAUAAAGGAUUUAUAGUGAAAAACUUUGUUUUUACGGGUUAAUUUUUUCCGAGUGAAUUCCCCCCCCCCCCAGCAUCCCCAGUUUUCCCCGCCUCCCACUUCCAGCCCCGCCCACUUCCCCCCCAGCCUCACGUCCUCUCUCCCCCGAGCGCUCACGCAGCGCUCACCCCCCCUCUCUCUCCCCCCUUGCCCCUCCCCCCUUCUUACCUAUAUAACCUCUUGCCACGGCAGCUCUCUCUCCCACUUCAGAAUUUUUUUAAAUUCUUUAUUCUUUCUAGAUCCUUUAUUCUUGCCGUGGUUUUCCCACCUGAUGAAGAUUGCUUGUGUUGCAAUCGAAACGUCGUGAUUUGUUUUAUUUUAUUUCAAACUACGUGACUUUACCGAAAGAACCAAAGAGUAUGAAUACGGUCGUUUAGAAGUAUUUAGUCAUUCGUUUUCCUUAAUGGCAUAACCUCACCAAUAAAUUCAUUAAUGACACACUAAACAUUUAGAAGCAUCUAUGUUACGAAUCUACACACUCACAUGAAUACUAAUGCAUUGAGAUUUUUCUUUGAUCGCCGAAUCAUGCCCGCGAAUUCAUAGAUGUCCCAUUAGAACAAUUGAUAAGCAUCUGUUAGCUAAACAUACACUCGCACAUAUACUAUUGUUGUGGGACAUUUCUUAAUUACAUAAUCUUACCAAUGAAAUCAUUGAUGUAUACUUUUGCUUUGGGCGUGUGUUUCUCUAUCAUUGUUCGUAUGACUUGUUAUAUUAUAUUUUUAAGGACUUUUCCUAUCGCCGUGUAUGGUCGCUCUACUCUGAUAAAUUAGCCGAUUGUUCUGUUGCUCAGUUUUAACAAACGUAAACAUUGAGGGUGAAUUGUACGGAUCAAUAAUUAGGACAUCUCCAGGAGUACUGACAAUUCUGAGCAUAAGUGUUCGUAUAUUAGAGUGUGUUUAGAUAUUAAAGUUGCUUAACACAGAUGAGUCUGAGUGGUUCCUUCCAAAGUUCAUGUAUAAUAAUCUUAAUUAUGAGAACUGUAUUCUGCGGUGAGAUCAGAAUUUUGAGACCUGACAUAAAUACACUACCCCGAGACAACAAAGCUGAGCCCAAUCAGCAUACAUGCAUACAUUUUCAUAAUCACAUAAAUUUGCAUAAUUGCA
This is a messenger RNA of Lethenteron reissneri (Far Eastern brook lamprey), 3994 nucleotides long. RefSeq lists its product as uncharacterized. Lineage: Eukaryota; Metazoa; Chordata; Hyperoartia; Petromyzontiformes; Petromyzontidae. Gene Ontology annotation, molecular function: protein binding. Gene Ontology annotation, biological process: regulation of apoptotic process; signal transduction. The record is from RefSeq and is a predicted model, not a curated record.